Cucumis melo (muskmelon) is the source of this 1530-nucleotide messenger RNA. RefSeq lists its product as uncharacterized. The transcript is spliced from 11 exons. Gene Ontology annotation, cellular component: cytoplasm. The record is from RefSeq and is a predicted model, not a curated record. Gene Ontology annotation, molecular function: 5'-deoxynucleotidase activity. Lineage: Eukaryota; Viridiplantae; Streptophyta; Magnoliopsida; Cucurbitales; Cucurbitaceae. The coding region runs from base 852 to 1421 and encodes 189 amino acids.
CUCAAAUCGCCUCCUUCAUUAAUGGCAACUGAAGAAGCUUCUUCCUCCUCGCCGCCCCUCCACGGCAAUCCUCCUCCUCCUCCUUCCACUGACAUAGCAGCUUCAGCUUCUUCCGCUAUUGAUUUUCUCACCCUCUGUCACCGCCUCAAGAACGCGAUAGGGACGACCAUUGACCCAUACCUCUUAAAACUGAAGUAAGAUUGGAAGAGCAAGAAAGAGACAGGCUCGCUCUGGUGUAAAAGCCAAGUAAAGGGCUCUUGCUGAUACUGCAUUAGAGAUUAUUUUGUUGGGAUGGCUACAACAAGAUACGAGACUCACUUUUUCCGGGCCUACUAUUCUCAUUUGUGACAACAAGAGUGCUAUCCAAAUAGCACACAAUGAUGUGUUUCAUGAGCGAACAAAACAUAUCGAAAUUGCCUUAUUCACUUAAAGUCCAUAUUAGAGCUACAUUUGGCCAUCUCUAACACAAUACGAUAAUUGUUUGUUAUUUUUCUCACAGUAUGUUGCAUUUACCCAUGAAUAUUGGGCGAAAAAAAUGAAAGCACAAUAGAAAUGGUAAUCACAUUAGAGCUACGAUAGACAUGGUCAUCUCCAACGCAAUAUGUUAUAAAACAUAGCAAUGUGUUCUGAUGUAAGCAGAAGGUUAGAUUUCAUCUGUUUGUUGGGGGCAGGUCAUUAAUCAUAAAGAUGAUUGUGAAAAGACAAUCCGUACAAAGAUCUCAAUUUGGUUUGUGUUCUAAGUUUUUUAGCGUUGUUUGACCAUGCUACUUUAUGUCAAUCUGAAUUAGACUACGAAAAGAACUGGAUGGGUUCAGAGAAGAGUCAAGGAUCCGGAAUCCAUAGCAGAUCAUAUGUACCGAAUGGGAAUAAUGGCACUCAUUAGUUCAGAUAUUCCGGGCGUUAAUAGAGACAAGUGUAUAAAAAUGGCCAUUGUACAUGACAUUGCUGAAGCAAUUGUUGGUGACAUUACCCCAUAUGAUGGGAUUUCAAAGUCGGAAAAGCUUAGACGUGAACAAGAAGCAUUAGACCACAUGUGCAAGUUACUUGGUGGUGGAUCAAGAGCGCAGGAAAUCAGUGAAUUGUGGAUGGACUAUGAAAAUAACAGUUCACCAGAAGCGAAAAUUGUGAAGGAUCUUGAUAAGGUGGAGAUGAUUCUUCAAGCUUUAGAGUAUGAAAACGAAUUGUUGAAGAGCACAACAAAGAGGUUAACAAGGCAAAGAGGUGGGAAGAGGAAUGAAUUGGUUGAUAGCCUAGAUCAGGAUAUGGAAACUAAGAAAGAGCAAGGAAAGGAUUUGGAUGAGUUUUUUCAGUCCACUGCAGGAAAGUUUCAGACAGAACUGGGACGAGCUUGGGCAUCUGAAAUAGUAUCAAGGAGAAGUUCUGUCAAUGACAGCGCAACACCCAAAAUUUCAGAGAAUUAAGAUACCAAUUCACCGUAAACAUUUGAGGUUACAGUUUGUUUAGUGACAUAAUUGUUUCUUCUAUUUGAUUUUCCAUUCUCAUUGAUCAUAUUAAGAAAAUUUUUCAAAA